AUGAUCUGGCUUGUGGCGGGCAUUAUCGUCUUUCUGGGCAUCCAUUCGGUGCGCAUGGUGGCGCCGGACUUUCGCGAUGGCGUGAUCGCCGAACGCGGCGAGGGGUUUUGGAAGGGCGUCUAUUCGGCCGUCUCGCUGAUCGGCUUCGUGCUGCUGAUCUGGGGUUUCGGCGAGGCCCGCAUGGUUGCGCCGGUCCUGUGGGUACCGCCGACAUGGAUGGCGCAUAUCAAUCUUCUGCUGAUGCUGCCGGCGCUGAUCCUGCUGGUCGCCUCGCAACUGCCGGCCGGCUACAUCAAGCGCGCCGUCAAGCAUCCGAUGAUCCUGGGCGUUAAGGUCUGGGCAUUCGGCCAUCUGCUUGCCAAUGGCGAUCUGGCAUCGCUCAUCCUUUUCGGCGCGUUCCUGGGCUGGGGCGUGUGGAACCGUAUUUCGGUCAAGCGGCGCGGCGAUCCGGUGUAUGACAAUCCGGCCGUCCUUUACGACGGCAUCGCGGCGGUCGUCGGCACCGCGCUUUAUCUGUGGCUGAUCCUGCAGGGCCAUCUGUGGCUGUUCGGCGUGCCGCCGGUUGUCGAAGAGGAGCUUCGCUCCGAGCGGCUCAAGAACUUCUGGGAACGGUUCGGUGCGUCCGCAUCGGGCGACCGGUUCCUUGAAGCACUCAACCUUGCCAAUGACGGCCAGUCCGACGCCGCCAUGGAACGGUUGCGCUCACUCGAAGCCGACGGAUUCGGACAAUAUCCCGUUCUGGCGCGGAUGCGCGCGGCGACGGUGCAGUUGGAACAGGGCGAAACCGAUGCGGCCGUUACCGCGUUCGAUGCGAUCGCCGCCGACCGCUCCGUUCCGGUCGCGCUGCGCGACAUGGCGCGGCUGCGCGCGGCCUAUGUGAUGGUCGAUCACGGCAGCUACACCGAUGUCGCCAGCCGCGCCGAACAACUGACCGCGUCCGACAAUCCGCUGCGCCAUUCGGCGCGCGAGGCGAUGGGCCUUGCCGCCUGGAACGAAGACCGCUUUGCCGACGCAAAACGCCUGUUCGACGAGAUCCUGAACGACGAAUUGGCGCCGCAGGGCGUUGCCGGUCGCGCGCAGAUGAUGGUCGAGUUGAUCGUGGCCAGCGCCAUGUCGUUCACCAUCGCCAUUGUCGGCCGGCCCAAUGUCGGCAAGUCGACGCUGUUCAACCGUCUGGUGGGCCGCAAGCUCGCGCUGGUGCAUGACGAGCCCGGCGUCACCCGCGACCGGCGCCGGCAUGAAGCACGGCUUGUCGACCUGCGUUUCGAUGUCAUCGACACGGCCGGGCUUGAGGAAGGCGAUGCGUCAACGCUGCCCGGCCGCAUGCGCGCGCAGACGGAGAUUGCCGUCGGCGAAGCCGAUCUGGCGCUUUUUCUCGUCGAUGCCAAGAACGGGCUGACCGCCGCCGACCGGACCUUCGCCGACAUAUUGCGCCGCUCGGGAAAGCCCGUCGUCCUUGUCGCCAACAAGGCCGAGGCACGCGGUGCCGAAGCAGGGCUCUACGAUGCCUAUGCGCUCGGGCUCGGCGAAGCUGUGCCGGUUUCCGCCGAGCACGGUCAGGGCCUGGGCGAUCUGCGCGACGCGAUCGUUGAGGCCAUCGGCGAGGAGCGGGCCCUGGCGCACGAGCGGGAGGGCGGCGCCGACGAGGCCGAGACCGACAUCGCCGUCGAGGACGUGCCCGAGGGCGAAGAGCCCGCCUAUGACGACACCAAGCCCUUGCGCAUCGCCAUCGUCGGCCGCCCCAAUGCCGGCAAGUCGACGCUGAUCAACCGGCUGGUCGGUCAAGAGCGCCUGCUGACCGGGCCCGAGGCGGGAAUCACGCGUGACUCGAUUUCGGUCGACUGGCAGUGGCGGGGGCGCAAGGUGCGCCUGUUCGAUACCGCCGGCAUGCGGCGCAAGGCGCGCGUGCAGGAAAAGCUUGAAAAGCUGUCGGUCGGCGAUGCGCUGCGGGCGAUCCGCUUCGCCGAGGUCGUCGUUGUGGUUUUCGAUUCGAUGAUUCCGUUCGAAAAGCAGGACUUGCAGAUCGUCGAUCUGAUCGCGCGCGAGGGCAGGGCGCCCGUCAUCGCGUUCAACAAAUGGGACCUGGUCGAGGAUCGGCAGGAGCGGCUGGCCGACCUGCAUGAACGCACCGCGCGCCUUCUGCCGCAAAUCCGUGGCGUCCGUGCGGUUCCGGUCUCGGGUGAAACCGGCUACGGGCUCGACCGGCUGAUGGACGAGAUCGUCGCCACCCACAAGGUUUGGAACCGGCGCGUCGCGACGGCGCGGCUGAACAAAUGGCUCGACGCCGUCGCCCAGCAUCAUCCGCCGCCAGCCGUCUCGGGCCGCCGGAUCAAGCUCAAAUACAUCACCCAGGCGAAGACCCGUCCGCCGGGCUUCGUCCUGUCCUGCUCACGGCCCGAUGCGCUGCCGGCAUCCUAUUUGCGCUAUCUGACCAACGCGCUGCGCGAGGAUUUCGACCUGCCCGGCGUGCCGGUGCGGCUGAUGCUGCGCUCGCCCGACAACCCGUUCGCAGGCAAGGCCAAACGCCGAAGGUGA
This is a messenger RNA of Effrenium voratum, 2535 nucleotides long. NCBI's taxonomy places the organism in Eukaryota, Dinophyceae, Suessiales, Symbiodiniaceae. The record is from the annotation of a GenBank genome assembly.